UUGUGAUUGUUAAUUAUUGCAAACAGAGGAGUAAAUAAGAAUAAACUAUAAGGAUGAGUGUACUGGAAUGGAAAAAAGUCGAACUUUUCGAUUUAAUUUUAGAACCAUCGACAUUUCUACAGCAUAUAAAUUCGAAAAUUACGGCUUACUGCUGUAAUACAAUCGUUGAAAACAAUGGAUCAAGCAGUAAGGCCACAGUGAUUUGUGAUACAAACAGAUAUAUUCAUGUUUUGUUUGAUAACAAUGUUAAUAAACAGUCCAUAAGCUUUACAAGUCAAUACUGUCAGCAACCAGUUAUGCUGUGUGCUCUUACGACCAACAAUGUUCUUGUAUUACUCACACAGGAAGAAAACAAAAACUUGACAACACGCGUGCAAAUUUAUGAUAUAAAAAAAUUAACUAAAAAAGACGGCGCACCCUGCAUAGCUACAGCAACAUUAUCAGCUACAAGUGCGCCAACAUUUAUUCAAGCAUCUGUAAUUGAGACCGAUAUUUUUGUAAUGGGUAUUGGCUUCGAAAGAGGUGAUAUUCUGUUGCAUUACGGCAAUUUCAAUCGUGAAUUCUCUAUGAGCCGACAUUCAAUUGGGUUGCGUCCAAUUAAAGGAAUACAGUUUGAAAUAACACCCCAAAAUCCAGAAAAAAAAGCUUGCAAUAUGUUUAUCAUCAGCAGUGAUGCAGUAUAUUGCUAUGAAUUAAACGAAAAAGGAUCAAUUAACUCUAAGCUGGUUCUUGACAAUGAUAACCGUUUUCACAACCGCUGCAGUACCAUUCAUCAACAGGUCGGAACGGAGCCAUUUUUAGUCGUUGGUCGAGAUGACGCAAUAUACUGCUUCACGCGGGAUGGACGGGGUCCCUGUUAUGCGAUUGAAGGCGAAAAGCAAUACCUUUCAUGGAUAGGAAACAACUUGGCAGUGAUUACAAAAACUGCUUUUGGUAGCGCAUUUGUUAUCGUUGAUAUAGAUAAAAAAAUAAUUGUAAUGUAUAAGAAACUUCGGGAUUUGUUCUGUAUCCUUAGUGGCAAUAAUUUAUAUCAUAUUCUUACAAAAGAUCAAGUGUCUGAAGACAGUUACAAAUACAAUAUGUAUAAAUUGCAACAGAAUAGUGCGGUUCAACAAGUGCGCUUGUUUAUAGAAAAAUCGAUGUAUGAUAAUGCACUUAGAAUAUUAGGACGAGAAUUGAGCAAAGAUACAGAGAAUGCAAGUAAUAUUCGUCUGCUGUAUGGCGAUUAUUUGUUGCGCAGGGGCGAUUUGAGCCGUGCAGCUGAAGAGUUAACUGCAACAAUCGGAGCUAUAAAACCCUACGAUAUAAUAUCCAAACUUUUGUAUUCUAGGUAUAAUAGGAUCCUAUUGCAAUACCUAAAUAAGUUAUCAAAACAUAGAAAUGCUACAAAUGAUCAUAAGACACUAUAUAAGAUCUGUGAGGAUCGUGAUAACCUCACAUUAAAAAUUGAGCAGCUAUGGACCAAUAGGCAAGAAACCAAAACUAUUUGCGACUUUAAGGAUAUUUCUCAAGGCUCAAUCGAGUUUGUCGACUUGAUAGCAAACGAAAAAACUGAACUAAAUAUUAAUGAAAAUGAAUUUUACAAUUAUUUCUUAGAAUUUGGACAUGAUCUCAUAUCAUUACAUACUGAACUAAUCAUUCAGACUGUAAAAUCGCUAGUGCAGGAAAAAAAGAUACAAAAUAUAAAACGUUUUUUGACUCUUUUCUUACUUAAUGCCAAUAUUUGUGCACCAUUGUUGGCAGAGUUUAUAAAAACUUAUAGUAGCUGCGACGAGGAAUUACAUUAUUAUUUGCUCUCACUUUAUUUGGUUCUGUGGAGUGAAAAGAAAAUAACAUCGGAUUAUAUACUCGAAUAUUUAAAGCAAGCGCCACUUAAAUUUGAAAAAGCUUUGAUGAUAUGUAAGGUUUAUUUAUUUGAUAUUGGAACUGAAAAGCUUUUACAAGAUCGUGAAGAUCCGCGACCAAUUACUUGCGAAGAUACAAAUUUUUACCAAUGUAUACAGUCACACAUGAAGAAAAAUCCCGAUCUAGCAUCAUUAUUGCCCAGCGGAUCACGUUAUAUUCUAAUUAUCUUGGAGAAACUAUGCGGUAUAACAGAAAUAAAAUUAUCAGAUAUUAAAUCUUUCAUUACGGAAAGAUUUAAAAAAACUCUUAAUAAGAGUAAACUAGAGAUUCAGUCAAUUGGUGAAUUGAAACAAAAGAUUAAAACCAACGAUCUACUCAUUUCAAAUUACAAAUAUAAUCCAAUCGAGUUCCGGCCGAACACCUGUGAUAUCUGUAAGCAAUUAUUGCAUAUGCCCGCAAUCUAUUUUCUUUGCCAACAUUCAUUCCACAAAGAGUGCCUUCGUUAUAACAAUGUUGCCUCACAGUAUGAUUGUGACACAAUUUGUGUUUUCUGCAUUCUAAACGAUGAAAACUAUUCCGAAUCAAAUCAUGUAAAAAAUAUAUACAAAUCAGAUUUAGGCAACGAUAUAAUUGAAAGAAUUUCAAAUCACUUUGCAUCAGGAAUAGUCAAGUCAAAUUUACUUGAUCCGAAAAUCAAAGAGAACUCGUUACUUAUACGCAAUCCAUUUGACGAUAACUACGAUUAUAACUUUAAUUGUAAUUAA
Molecule: messenger RNA, 2609 nt
Organism: Drosophila busckii
Lineage: Eukaryota; Metazoa; Arthropoda; Insecta; Diptera; Drosophilidae
Gene: Vps11
Product: vacuolar protein-sorting-associated protein 11 homolog
Exons: 1
Coding region: 54-2609 (851 amino acids)
Biological process (GO): endosome organization; organelle fusion; vacuole organization
Cellular component (GO): endosome; HOPS complex
Molecular function (GO): protein-macromolecule adaptor activity
Source: RefSeq, a predicted model, not a curated record